UCAAAAACCAGAUCACCAGGUAAAAUCUUAUAAUAAAACCUUGUUACCACUUUAGAGAUUCAUCACUAAAUUAUAAUGAGAUUUUGCCAGAAUCACUGAAUGUUUAUCUUGACAAUAUCUAGGCUCAGGUUGAAUUAAGGUCACCAGCGUCCAACUACUAGGUCAAAUGGUCAAAUCUUAAAUCGUUUUUACUUCAAAUUUUCAUAUUAACUUUACGCUCAACUUUGGAGGAGAAAUGGAAGCUGCUAUCAUCAUUUCUGAAGGUGAAGGGGCUUGUCAAGCAACACAUAGACUCGUUCAACUACUUCAUCAACGCAGAUGUAAAUACAGCUGUAUUCAAGAUCCCAUACUUAGCGGCAUUGAAAUACAUUGGCAACCGUAUCCGCAACGUCGUAUGUGGGGCGGUCCAAAUGAGACAAAAGUAGACGAGGCGAGAGAUGUCUUACAUGGGGUCAUCCUAUCUCAUGUGCAUCUGAAGAAGAUAGCAGAUGUAACGAUCCCCAAACCCAGAGCGGCCCAGUUUGACAUCGUGAAGCAUAUGCGUCAGGACCAGAUUACAAACGGCUUUGUUCAGGGUAACUGGACGAUCAAGUGAUUCAGGAUGGACCGUGCAGGUGUCACUCAGGUCCUCACACGUCUCUCCUACAUCUCAGCACUUGGCAUGAUGACCAGGAUCUCGUCACAGUUUGAAAAGACGCGUAAAGUGAGUGGACCCAGGUCCCUACAGCCCUCACAGUGGGGAAUGCUGUGCCCAUCUGACACACCAGAAGGGGAGGCUUGCGGGCUUGUAAAGAACCUUGCCUUGAUGACCCACAUCACCACAGACCAUGACGAGGGCCCGAUCAUCCGCCUGGCGUUCAACCUCGGCGUGGAAGACAUCCAGCUUCUGAGUGGCGCUGAAAUCACCAGCAAAUACGUCUUCACUGUGUUCCUUAAUGGUAAUAUUCUUGGUGUCAUCUGUAACUACAAGCGCCGUGAGGACCUUUAG
Molecule: messenger RNA, 988 nt
Organism: Dreissena polymorpha
Lineage: Eukaryota; Metazoa; Mollusca; Bivalvia; Myida; Dreissenidae
Product: DNA-directed RNA polymerase III subunit RPC2-like
Exons: 7
Coding region: 602-988 (128 amino acids)
Biological process (GO): DNA-templated transcription
Cellular component (GO): RNA polymerase III complex
Molecular function (GO): DNA-directed RNA polymerase activity; DNA binding; ribonucleoside binding
Source: RefSeq, a predicted model, not a curated record